Molecule: messenger RNA, 775 nt
Organism: Anisakis simplex (herring worm)
Lineage: Eukaryota; Metazoa; Nematoda; Chromadorea; Rhabditida; Anisakidae
Source: the annotation of a GenBank genome assembly
AUCGGAGAAGAACCGACUCUCAGACAAGAUUUACGCUUUGGAAAAGAGCAUCUCGCAGUAUCGCACCACCGAAAGCGAUCUCCGUCAGCAAUUGAGCUCAGCGCUAUCGGAUAAGAAGACCGUUCAGACUGAAUUGGAUGAGGCGAAACGUCGUUUGGCUCAAUUCGAAGUGGAUAAGAAAAUAUUUAAGGAGAAAUUCGAUGAGAUGACGCGAUUGAAGUUGAGUUUGAUGAAGAAGAUCGAGUUGCUGGAAGCUGAGAGACGUAAAGCGGAGGCUGUGAUCAGUGAAACGGCAAUGCAACGUGAGGCCAUAGAGAGAUCGCUGAGUGCGUUGGAACGCGAGAAUAAGGAACUCUACNACGAUCGAUUCGUACAGAGCGUGCGCAAUGAGAAGGCUCAGGACAUCGUUAAAGUUGCACGUGCAUAUCACGUGAUUGUGGGGAAUCUUAACGCCGUGACUUCAAAAAUAGUGUUUCAGUACGAGCGUAUCGUCGAGAAUCGCGACCGCACGCAACGCAACCGCAUCAAACAGCUCGAGAACCAGCUGCAAGCCAUCAAAGACCAACUCGUCAACGAACGUCGUCGCAGAAAGGAUGCCACCGACAGAAUGCUCAUCAACGACAUCACUAAACUCUCCAAUAAGAGUUUCUACGGAGGCACUGCCUCUGCCAUACCCUCCGCGGGUGGCAUGAGUCUCGGUGCGGGGGCGGGUGUGGGCCCGUCACUAUAUCCACACUCGGAUUAUGAUUAUAUAGCGAGGUGCGUUGGGUUUUGA